AUGGUCAAUGAAAGUGAAUGGAAUGCAGAUCUUAGAGUACUUGGUGGAGGGGUUGUCAUUGUUCUCCCGUCGUUAUACAAGAACAAGAAACACUACAACAGUUGGGACAUGGUCGCCGUUGCUAUGGAAAUUGAGCCUUUAAAGAGCCUAACGAUUGAACACGCUGAAUGUAUCUUACAACGAGAUAUUAUUGCGCCAACUGCUCUCAAAAAGUUUCGCAGGGAUAUCCUGAAGUCGUUAUGUCAAAAGUUCCAACUAUCUGUCCCCUCCACUGCCAAAAGAAACCACGCGGAGCCUACCAAAACCGACUACGAGAAUGCUCUGAUAAAUUUUGUGUUGGGUACGCAUGAAGAUAGUCAAGCCGAUAUUGAGAUCGGUAUUGAGAUGGUGGCAGUCGAUAUGCGGAGCUUGCCUUUAGAACCUCUCCUGGUGGACAAAGACGAAGCUGCACGAAGUGUUCCUGAAGUUCCCCAUCGCAUACUCUGCGUACGACACUUUGAAGGGCCAAAAGACUGGUGUCACAGACAAGAGAUUGAUGUCGAGUGCAAUGACAAGGGAGACCUCGACCUUUUCACAGUCCUUCAAAAGCUUCGCAUGAACGGAAAAGUCGUCGUUUUGGAUCCAUGGAAGCUGUGGCCGUUUCUCGAGUACAAGGUGAACAUGCUCGAAGCUGACGACAUUGACUUGCUCUUCAAAGAUGGCUACCUAUGUGUAAUCGGUGAGAGGACAUCAACCAACAAGAUGCUAAUGACCAUGAUACGACUCAUCUCAUUAUCUAGUUCAACCAGAAAAGCAUCACUGACGGGUUUUUCCUUGGGUUCCAACCAUAUGCUAACGGCACGCCCUGGAGACAACAUUGACGUCGACCAGCCAGGGAACAAUUGCUCACUCCCUGUACGACCUUAG
This is a messenger RNA of Laccaria bicolor S238N-H82, 906 nucleotides long. RefSeq lists its product as uncharacterized. The coding region runs from base 1 to 906 and encodes 301 amino acids. The transcript has 5 exons. The record is from RefSeq and is a predicted model, not a curated record. NCBI's taxonomy places the organism in Eukaryota, Fungi, Basidiomycota, Agaricomycetes, Agaricales, Hydnangiaceae.